Eruca vesicaria subsp. sativa (arugula) is the source of this 162-nucleotide messenger RNA. NCBI's taxonomy places the organism in Eukaryota, Viridiplantae, Streptophyta, Magnoliopsida, Brassicales, Brassicaceae. The record is from the annotation of a GenBank genome assembly.
AUGACGGCGCCUCCAGGACUAUACUCCGGUAGCAGCACUCUCGCCCUGGUGGCUCGUGCUUCGGCUUUCGGGCUCGGUCUCAUCUACGGCAACGUCAAGCUCAAGGCUUUGAAGAUAAAGAAGAACUCACAGAUUAAGGCGGAAGCCAAGGCUCAUCACUAA